Molecule: messenger RNA, 1558 nt
Organism: Naegleria gruberi
Lineage: Eukaryota; Heterolobosea; Eutetramitea; Acrasida; Naegleriidae
Exons: 1
Coding region: 1-1527 (508 amino acids)
Biological process (GO): snRNA 3'-end processing
Cellular component (GO): integrator complex
Source: RefSeq, a predicted model, not a curated record
AUGUGUACCUGUUUAAAUUCAAAUACUCAACCAGAAAAAAUUGAAUUUUUCAAAGCUAGUAGUAUUUACUUUUCAAAAUGUUUACUUAAAUAUUCUAAAUAUUGUCCAAACUCAGUUAAGGAUCUACUGAAAACAAUUUCUAGUAUUGCAAUGAUAUCCAAUCUACCUGAUGAUAUUGUUGUGAAUUUAUGUGGAGUUAUUUUCCAUUCACUCUAUAUUAAUAAGCAAAAAGAUUUUAAUGUGGACUUUAAUACAAAGAUUAUUGAUCUAUUAUUUGAAAAAAAGAGGUAUUGGUGUUUAUAUUUACUCUCUAGGGAAGCUAUGAUUUAUAGCCAUCAUUCAUUAUCUGUAGCUAUUUUGAAAAAGAUAGAAGACAAGGUUGAAUGUGAAACAAACGCCUUCUAUCUUAAAUCUCUUCGCCUAUUGUCAGAAUCAGAAAAUUCCUUAAAUACAGAGGAUAAAUUCCAAAAAGAAAUAUCAAGCUCUGCAUUGGAAAAAUGUAAAAAUACUCUAGACGAAACUUUAAUGUUUUUAAAAGCUAGUGGAGUUAAUAAUUGUGGAUUCCAAAUAUCAUGGAUAACCCUUAGAAAGAAACUUAUUGAAACUAUUAAUAACUUUAUUCACCAUAUGGCAAAUCAUAACAAACCUACUUCUUUGAAUGAUACAAUUUUUCAUCAUCAAGCACAAUUAUUCAUUGUUCUCAAUGACAAAUUUAAUGACAUGAUCAAUUCGUUUUUCGAUAUUGAUCAUAAUAGUGCAAGAUUAUUGGGCCUUCAAGCAUUAAUGUGUAGAGUCUUGGCCAAAUCUAUUUCAACUAUUAUGGUUGAGCAACACAUUCCACAUCCAGUUUUUUCCAAGAUUAUUCAAUCUAACACUGAUUCUAAAUUAGACCCUUUAUAUGUGCAAUGUGAACACAUCCUGUCCCAAAUUGAAAAAUAUGAACAAAAGAAAUCCAUUAAUAGCUACCUAGUAAUUCAUCAAAUUUUGAAUGCACUUUUAAGAAUAAGUACACCAAUACCUCAAUUCUUCUUCACCACCACUUCAAAUACAGCUCUCAAACUAGAAAUUGAAAUUAAUAACAAUCACAACAUCUUUAACAGACCAAUAAGUGGAAUUCUGGGUCAAGGGUUGGUUGCCAAAUUUUCUGGAUACAUCACCCAACAUAAACACACAAAAAGAAAGGUUAAGGCUAUCCAUCUAACAAUUGAAAAGAGAUUAGUUACUUCUGAUCUGAAUAUUUUCCAACCACUCCAACAGGAAAAUGUACAAAAUUUUAUUGUUCCAGUUAUUGAGCAAUCAUUCCAAAAGAAAUGUAUUUGUCAUUUCAACACUGAAGGAAGAUAUCAAUUAGUAAUCAAAACUCAAAUGAUUGAUGAAAAUGAUUGUUAUAUUUGGUGGUCCAGCAACUUGGCCAACUCUGAUUCAACUUCGUAUGGAAAUGAUGAAAGGAAACACAUUUCAAUCCUAGUUGACGUAAAACCAUAUCAACCAACAGCUAAUAGAUCUGUGAUGGGUAGUGUUUUGUAAUAUUUUAAUGAUAUAAAUUUUUAUUCCUUUC